This is a messenger RNA of Durio zibethinus, 3706 nucleotides long. RefSeq names its product protein NLP9. Gene Ontology annotation, molecular function: protein binding; DNA-binding transcription factor activity. NCBI's taxonomy places the organism in Eukaryota, Viridiplantae, Streptophyta, Magnoliopsida, Malvales, Malvaceae. The record is from RefSeq and is a predicted model, not a curated record.
AUCUAAAAAUACCCAAAACCAAACCAAAGAGAAACAAAGAUAACCUUUGCAGACAUCAGACAUGUUCUAAAGCCUUAUAACAGUAACAGGUUUUCGGUUCUUCUACUUAAGUAGUUAACUUCUCAAAAUAAAAAACAAACCAAACUUUCCAUUUUUACUAGGUCUUCAUAAUAGAAAACCAAUUUUGCCCUUAAAAAUCCGUUAUGCCAGUUACUAAGAUUUCCUUUUAUAGUAACUUUCUGUCUUACUCCCUCUAAAUUUCUGGGUUUCCUUUACAGAAUUUUAAGGAGCUUCAAAUUUUACAGAAUUUUUGAUAUAUUUGUGUAUAAGUGGAUCAAUCUGAGGUGGGUUUUGUGAGUUAAUGUUGAUUGAGAGCAGUGGACUAUCCUUGCAGUGAUUUGCGGCGGCUUUGGAGACUGAAAAUUUUUGGUCGUCAUCAUUUUUUUUUUUUCACUCUCUGAGGUUAGGGGUAGUAUGGCUUCGGGUAACUCUGGUUUUUGGAAAAUUGAGUUUGGUGUUUGAAGAGGUGGAAGGAUAGAUGCAUUUGUUGGGGAAAUUCCUGGGUUUUGGGAAGCAGAUUGGGGAAGAUGUUAGGGAUGGAAGUUUUAGACUGAGUGGAAGCUUGUUCUUAAAACUCUAGCAUUUGCUGAUUUUAGUUGGAAGUGGGGUUGGUUCGUUUUUUGUGAAAAAAAUGGAGUACCUGUUUUCGUCUAAAGAAAACGGAAAUGGCUAUUGGGUUCCUCCAAGAACACAGAUGGAGGAUGGGGAACAGUUGGGUGGCAAUACCAGGAAUUCACUUUCUGAGGAUCCUUUCAACUUUUCAGAGCUCAUGAACUUCGAUACUUAUGCUGGGUGGUGUAAUAGCCCUGCAGCUACGGAUCAGAUGUUUGCAUCCUUGGGUUUGUCCUCCUAUCCAUCCUUGCCUUAUGCCCCUUUGGACUCAAUACAUAUUAUAGAACAAAGUUCUGGUACCUUUGUUGAAGCUGGUGAUGCAUUAUGUGGCAUGGGUGGUUCUCAUAGUUGUGUGGACAAAAUGGUAUUCCAGCAAACAGAUGCAAACGUUGGUAAUCCAUUGGAUUCCGUAGAUGCAGAACUGCAUUUUAGACGAAAUAAUGGUGAUAAUAGACAAAAUAAUUCUUCAGAUUUGACUAAUAUGUUGGUUUCUAGGCCAAUUGGACAAUCACUUGACGAGAAGAUGCUUAGAGCACUGUCCUUAUUUAAGGAGUCAUCUGGAGGGGGCAUUUUGGCACAAGUUUGGGUUCCAAUUAAGCAUGGAAAUCAGUAUAUGCUUACCACUUCUGAUCAGCCCUAUUUGCUAGACCAGAUGCUUUCUGGUUAUCGUGAAGUCUCAAGGACGUAUAACUUCUCUGCAGAACUGAAACCGGGUUCUUUCCCUGGGCUUCCUGGUCGUGUUUUUAUCUCUAGAGUUCCUGAGUGGACUUCUAAUGUAAUCCAUUACAGCAAGGGUGAGUACUUGCGGUUUACACAUGCAGUAAAUCACAAAGUCCGUGGAUCUAUUGCCUUGCCAAUUUUUGAACCUCUUGAGAUGUCUUGUUGUGCUGUGCUGGAACUUGUCACUAUGAAAGAGAAACCCAAUUUUGAUUCAGAAAUGGAAAAUGUCUGCCAUGCACUUCAGGCUGUGAAUUUAAGGACCACUGCUUCUCCUCGACUUCUUCCCCAGUGCCUCUCAAGUAAUCGGAGAGCUGCUUUAGCUGAAAUAGCUGAUGUUUUACGUGCUGUAUGUCAUGCGCAUAGAUUGCCUUUGGCUCUAACAUGGAUUCCUUGCAAUUACACUGAGGAAGCUGUGGAUGAAAUUAUAAAAGUACGUGUUAGAGAGGGUAAUGAGGGUUGGGAUGGGAAGUGCGUCUUAUGCAUUGAACAUACAGCCUGUUAUGUUAAUGAAAGAGAGAUGCAAGGUUUUGUGCAUGCAUGUGUGGAACAUUAUCUUGAAGAAGGACAGGGUAUAGCUGGAAAAGCGUUUCAGUCCAACCAUCCAUUUUUCUCUGCUGAUGUGAAGACAUAUGACAUAAGUGAGUAUCCACUUGUCCAUCAUGCACGUAAGUUUAACCUGAAUGCUGCAGUUGCAAUCAGGCUGAGGAGCACCUAUACUGGUGAUGAUAAUUAUAUACUGGAGUUUUUUCUUCCUAUUCACAUGAAAGGGAGUUCAGAACAGCAACUCUUGCUGAACAGUCUCUCAGGUACAAUGCAACGAAUCUGUAGGAGUUUAAGAACGGUUUCAGAUGGAGAAAUUGUUGGAGAAGGUUCAAAAGUUGAGUUUCAGAGGGGGACAGUCCCAAACUUCCCCCCUAUUUCUAUGUCUAGGAGGAGUUCAGAACCAGCAUUAUCUGCUGAUAGUGAAAUGAACUCCAAUGAUGGAAUUCCCUUGAAUGUAUCUAAUUCAAAAAGUGAUGGAAAGGAAGCCGAUGGUCCUCCUGAACAGGCAAUGAGUGGACCAAGGAGGCAGAUAGAGAAGAAGAGAAGUACAACAGAAAAAAAUGUGAGCUUAAGUGUUCUUCAGCAGUAUUUCUCUGGGAGUCUGAAGGAUGCUGCAAAAAGCAUUGGCGUUUGUCCCACUACACUGAAGAGGAUAUGCAGACAACAUGGGAUCUCAAGAUGGCCAUCUCGAAAGAUUAACAAGGUGAAUAGAUCAUUAAGAAAAAUACAAACUGUUCUUGACUCUGUGAAAGGGGUGGAAGGAGGAUUGAAGUUUGAUCCAGCCACAGGAGGAUUUAUUGCUGCAGGUACCAUCAUCCCAGAAGUUGAUACCCAGAAAACACUAGUAUUGUCCAAUAAAAACCUUCCUGUUAGAAUACCUGAGCCUGUCAAUCAAGAGAAAUCAUCAGCACCUCUAGCAUCUUGCUCUGAUGGAGAAAAUUCAGUGGUUAAGUUAGAGGAAGAUGAGUGUUCCUUUGGUGGAAACAACAGAGAGGCUGCAAGAAAUGUGCUCAUUCAAAGUACCUGUCAAGAAGUAAAGAAAUCUAGUAUACCUCUUAUUGAUUGUAGUGAGGACUAUAAGUCAGUUGCUCUAGACGCAGGAUCAUUCCAGGCAGCUAGCGUUGGCAUUGCACCUUGGACUUGUCCAGAAAAUGCAAAUAUGGGCUCUUAUUUACAAGAAGGAGGUCACAGAUGGGGUCUGAACAAUGGGAAUCUGAAAGUAGAGGAUUCUGACUGCCAGUUUGUGUCUUGGAGCUCAAGCUCCUUGGCUGCUGCUGAUGAAAUGGAGACCCAAAUUGAGGGUGAUGAUGGGAUUGUUGAACAUAGCCACCAACCUACUUUUUCAAGCAUGACAGACUCUUCAAGUGGCUGUGGUUCAAUGUUGCGUGGAAGUUCAUCUAGCUCCCAGAGCUUUGAGGAGGCAAAGAAUUCAAAACUGAAGACAAUUUGUGUUGAUAGCAGCUCAAAAAUUACCGUGAAAGCUACUUACAAAGAGGAUACUGUCCGCUUUAAGUUUGAGCCAUCUGCCGGGUGCUUCCAACUGUAUGAAGAAGUUGCAAAACGGUUCAAAAUUAAAAAUGGGACAUUCCAGCUCAAGUAUUUAGAUGAUGAAGAGGAAUGGGUAAUGUUGGUUAGUGACUCAGACUUAGAGGAGUGUCUGGAGAUUCUGGAGUAUGUUGGAACACGUAACGUGAAGUUUCAGGUUCGCGAUGUGCCUUGUACAUUGGGCAGUUCUGGUAGUAGCAACUGCUUUUUGGUUGGAGGCUCAUAG